GUACAUUCGAGAGUAAUUCUGAGAUCCCUUGCAAUUUUGUAUAUUUGAUUGAAGUUGAGGGAGAGCCGUACACGUACGGCUAUACAUGAUAUAUGUUAGUUAAUAUCUGAGUUUCAAAUCGAGUACAGUAUUACUUUUAUCAAAAUUUUAUUUUGCUAAUUUAUUGACUUCGCAAAUGCCUCCUGUGAAUUAGGCAUAAUAUUUGCCAAUGCUCUUGUGUGGGGUGCAGGUGGGAAUCGAUUCCCCUUGCCCCUCAUUUCCUAUAGAAAAGUCAGAUUUGCUUUGGCGGUAUUUGAAAGUACUGUUCAAGAAUUCGCGCCGGUAAUCAUGUUUGUUUAUGUUAUAGCAAUUACUUAUUUCAUAACACAACUGUGUUACAUUUGAAGUUCGACUGUUUAAAAAAUGCAGACAAAAUUUGCACAAAUAAAAGGAAAUGCCUGUAUAUCUGUGAUUAAAUUAUUGGAAAAUUUUGAAACAAAACGUCGACCAGAAUAUACUGGAAAACCACUUGCUGUUGUACAGUACAAUCAAUGGAAGUUAGGAGGAAUAAUUGCUGUUAAUUACGAAGCAAGAGAAUAUGGUGUUACUCGUCACAUGAGAGGUGAAGAAGCCAAACAAAAGUGCGCAGAUCUGAUUUUAGCUAGCGUACCAUGUACACGUGGAAAAGCAGAUACAUCCAGAUACAGAAGUGCCGGUCGCGACGUUCUUAAUGUCAUAAAGAAACACUGUAAUAUUAUAGAACGAGCUAGUGUGGAUGAAGCUUAUUUAGAUAUUACUGAUAUUGUUGCUAAAAGAAUGUCUACAAGCUUUCUUUCUCAAGAGUAUUUAGUCACACAACUUUCAAAUACAUUUAUAGUAGGAUAUUCAGAAAUUGGAAAGAAUGAUGAAGAACAAAGACGAAAAGGAGUAAAUGCUUGGCUCACAAAUAUCUUUGAAGAACUUGAAGAUGUACAAGCACAGGAACUUGCAUUAGCUGGUGUAAUAGUUGAAGAACUAAGACAAGAUAUAUAUAAUGAAACAGGAUUUAAGUGUUCUGCUGGUAUUUCAAACAAUAAAAUAUUAGCUAAAUUAGCAUGUGGAUUGCAUAAACCAAAUCGACAGACAAUUUUGCCACCAAAUGCAGUAUCAGAGCUUUAUUCGACAUUACCUAUUAAAAAAGUUAGGAAUCUCGGUGGGAAGUUUGGAGAUGUUGUUAUUGAAUCUCUUAAUUGUAAUGUUAUGGGUGACUUAUUGCAGUAUUCACUGCAAUAUCUACAAAAACGUUUUGAUGACAAAACGGGAUUAUGGUUAUAUAAUAUUGCUCGGGGUAUAGAUAAUGAGCCGGUCACUACACGACUUAUAUCAAAAUCAAUUGGAGCAUGCAAAAAGUUCCCAGGGAAACAAGCAAUUACUUCAGUAGAUGUGUUAAGACAUUGGGCUGGUGAUAUGGCAGCAGAAGUUUGUGAACGACUUGAACAAGAUCUUCAAGAAAAUGAACGGCGUGCAACAUUACUUACAGUAUGUUACCACUAUUAUCAAAAUAAGAGUACUGUUACCCAAUCGCGUUCAUGUAAUUUGAAUUCGUACAAACCAGAAAAAAUGGCAGAUCGCUGUGUAGAAAUUAUAUGUAAAUCGACGCAAUGUCCAAUAGCAUUUUUGGGAAUAUCCGCUGGAAAAUUUGUACCAGCUAAAGAUAAUCAAAAUCUUAAAAACUUUUUUAAAUUAAGCGAGAUGAAACACACUCAGGAAGUAAAUACGCAAACAAAAGAUAUAAAAUUGAAAUCUGUUGACACAGUAGUAGACACUACUGAAAUAGUAAACAAUAUACAGUUAAAUGAAUUGGUUAAUAAUUCUAAGACUGAUGAAAUGAAAAAUGCAUCAAAUAGUAAAGUAAAAACCAUUAAUAGUAUACAAUUGAAUCAACAAAUUUCUAACGAAAAAUCAGAUUGUUCACCUACUUCUAAUAAACUGAACAACUUAAUUCAGUCAUUAAACGAGCGAAAUAAAAAAAAUAUAUUUCAUGUAAAAAAGGUACAUAAUUGUAAUUUUAGCAAUUCAUUGGAUCAAAAUGACUUUAAAGGUUCAUUUUUUAUGAAUGCUCUUAAUUCAAAGGAAACUAAAAUAGAAGAUGCACAUACAUGUGAUUUUGAAUUGAUUGACGUAAAUGAAGAUAUUGAUGCUAAUUUUGAAUCUGGAAAUUCAAAUGAAAAUAAUGCAGAAAAAAAUGAUAUCGAGGACGUUUCAGGUCCUAGUACUGAAGAACAUAAUGAAUCUGAGAGCAGCAAGAAUAAAGUAGAGACAGACAUAAAUAUACGUACAAAUGAUAAUGUAAAUAAUUUGCAAAGUACUAUAAAACUAGAAGAAAUAUUUCCUGAUUUGAAUAAUAUUGAUCUUAGCGUACUUGCAUUGUUACCUUCAGAAUUACAAGAAGAAGCCAAAUUGUAUAUAAAAGCAAAAAAUAAGAAUGAUAACAAAAAAGUAAUUGUAGAAAGAAAUACAAAGGGAAAAAAUAGGUCUAAAAAAAAUGUUUCAAAAGUAAAAAAAGUUAAUAAUAUUUAUAGCUUUUUAGUCAAAAAAGAAUCUCCUAAUGUUGUUGACAUUCCGUCUAAACUAUGCACAGAAUGUUGUCAAAUGAUUCCUUUGGUAAGUUAUCAGGAACAUUGCGAUUUUCAUGUGGCUGAAAAUUUGCAAAAAGAACUAAAUAUUCCUGCAUUGCAAACGGCAAAUAUAAAAAGGAAAGGUAGCGCAAGUGAUAUAAGCACAAAUUCGAUCAAACGUCGACCGAAUGAAGAUACUUCAGAAUCUCAUAAAAGUCAUACACUUACAUCGUUCCUUUCAUAACAUUUAAUAAGAUAAAGAUCUGUAAAAUAAUUGUUAACCUAUAUGUUUUUAAAAAUGGGUCAAACAACUUAU
Megachile rotundata (alfalfa leafcutting bee) is the source of this 2892-nucleotide messenger RNA. It is a transcript of the gene DNApol-eta, whose product is annotated as DNA polymerase eta. Gene Ontology annotation, biological process: response to radiation; error-prone translesion synthesis. The record is from RefSeq and is a predicted model, not a curated record. Gene Ontology annotation, cellular component: replication fork; site of double-strand break; nucleus. NCBI's taxonomy places the organism in Eukaryota, Metazoa, Arthropoda, Insecta, Hymenoptera, Megachilidae. Gene Ontology annotation, molecular function: damaged DNA binding; DNA-directed DNA polymerase activity.